Fusarium tjaetaba is the source of this 786-nucleotide messenger RNA. RefSeq lists its product as uncharacterized. The transcript is spliced from 5 exons. The record is from RefSeq and is a predicted model, not a curated record. Bases 1 to 786 code for a protein of 261 amino acids. NCBI's taxonomy places the organism in Eukaryota, Fungi, Ascomycota, Sordariomycetes, Hypocreales, Nectriaceae.
AUGUCUGCCAACCAGACCAACUUCACCGCCACCCCCAUCCCCGGUGGCUUUGCCGGCGUGGCCAGCGAUCCUUCCGACAUCCGCGAGUUUGCAAUGCGCGCUAUGCAGGAGUCAGGCGCUCCUGGUUUUCUUGUCCAAAGCAGGAUGACUAUAUGUUCGAACAUCUGGAUGACCUCCAUAGUCGCUGAGUUCUUGGGCACGUCUUCCGAUCCCGGAAGCCCUCUAAACAAUCCCUCCCGGCGACACAUUCGCCCUUCCGCGAACAAAGCCAUACACUGCAGUCACACAUAUGUUCGCUCACUCUAUGGCGCGUGUAUUGCUCAGCGCGGGGAUGGCUUCCUGCCAACUGGCCCUGAUAGGCCCUCGACCGAUGGCGGUACUGCACGGUGCAGACUCUACUGCUUGCAGACUUCAACCGCAGACCCCGUCGUAGUCAUGGCACACAGCUCCGUACAACCACCCGAAAGAGGAUCCAUCAUGUGGUCUCACAUCGACCAUAUCAGUGAUGCCUUUGCCGACUUCUUUGUCGAUUUCCACAAAAGGUCGAAUGCCACACGCGGUCGGCCGAGAGCUCAAGUUGCUCACAUCAAGGUCCCCUCAUACAGCCUCGAGAUUAGCAUCGCAGAGGGAGUCCAGCAAAUGUUUUCAGAAGAAUCUUCAUUCCCGGAUGACACCAGUAUCAAGGCUACGACAUAUGGUAACCUUUUGAAGGAUAAUCACAGCAACUUCGACCUUGGCAACAAGGAGCACACCCCGACAACCUGGCGAGUAGUAUACCACAUUUAG